AUGACCUCCAAGGUGGUGCAGUCUCCAUGGUUUCCACAAGCAGAGACCUCCGAGGUGGUGCAAUCUUUAGGAGCUCAGGAAGUAGCGACCUCCAAACCUGUUUCAAGAUUCAAGUCAGAGGAAGAGAAAAGGGCUGGGCUGGCCACUGAUUAUGGUUGGCACCUAGCAGAUGACUUCUCUUUAGCGAAUAAGAUCGUUGAAGGUGGUUUCGGGGUUGUCUACAAGGGUCGUCUUGGAGAUGGGCAAGAGAUAGCCGUGAAAAGGUUAUCGAUACAUUCAGGACAAGGCAAUGCAGAGUUUAAAACAAAAGUACUCUUAAUGACCAAGCUGCAACACAAGAACCUUGUUAAACUCUUUGGUUUCUCCAUCAAAGAAUCUGAAAUACUACUUGUCUAUGAGUUUAUCCCAAAUACAAGUCUUGAUCGGUUCUUGUUCGAUCCUAUCAAGCAGAAAGCAACUAGACUGGGAGAAAUCAUCAUAGGAAUCUCCCAGGGAUUGCUUUACCCUACACGAGUUUCCAAUCAUCCACCGUGA
Messenger RNA from Camelina sativa (false flax), 534 nucleotides. Lineage: Eukaryota; Viridiplantae; Streptophyta; Magnoliopsida; Brassicales; Brassicaceae. The record is from RefSeq and is a predicted model, not a curated record.